Funneliformis geosporum is the source of this 669-nucleotide messenger RNA. The record is from the annotation of a GenBank genome assembly. NCBI's taxonomy places the organism in Eukaryota, Fungi, Glomeromycota, Glomeromycetes, Glomerales, Glomeraceae.
AUGAGAGGUGAUAGCAGUGAUCUAGAAAAUGGCACACUACUUUAUCCUAUUCGUGUGGAUUGGCAAACUGUUGUAGAACAAAAUAACAGGCAUUUUUACAUGCAUAUUACUGAAGGAAAUGAAAGUAGUGAAAUACUGCUAGGGUAUAGGUAUCAUUCCGGCAGUAAAUUUAGUGAUAAUGAAAUAGUACUGAGUUGGGAUGAUAAUGAAUUACUAGAAAACUCAUUAAAAGAUCUCUAUUUUCAAGCAUUCGCUAUUAAGAUAGAUAGCAAGAUUUUGUGGCCUGUUGAUGGAGAAUUCAGUGGUUUUGUGCGUUGUCAUGCUCUUCCCAAUUUUGGAAAAUGGAACAAUUUCUCUCCUUCUACUAUUAGUAAAUCAAUGAAGGGUGAUGAACAAUAUCGAUCAAAUUCCUUAAUUUCCACGCAUACAAAUACAGAUUCUAAAUGGAUAAUUCCGUUACCAUCAAUAAAUCAUGACUCUUCCCAAAAUGAAAUAGCUAGGAUAAAGAGGAUGACGAAAAAUAAUAUCAAAGAGGAGUUAGAAAAAAGAUCUCUGUAUUAUGAUGAAAAAAAAAAUCAGCCAGAGUUAAUUGCAGUUUUGAAUGAAAAUAUUGCAUAUGAAACGAUAAAUAAAAUAGCAGAAGCAAAAAUAGCGAUUGACAUAAAUAGC